Messenger RNA from Linum tenue, 159 nucleotides. The record is from the annotation of a GenBank genome assembly. Lineage: Eukaryota; Viridiplantae; Streptophyta; Magnoliopsida; Malpighiales; Linaceae.
AUGGGCCGUACUGGAUCCAGGGGGCAGGUGACUCAGGUCAGAGUCAAGUUCAUGGACGACCCCAACCGCUUCAUCAUGAGGAAUGUCAAGGGUCCAGUGAGAGAAGGCGACAUCCUCACCUUGCUCGAGUCUGAGAGAGAGGCCAGGAGGCUUCGUUGA